Molecule: messenger RNA, 1438 nt
Organism: Austrofundulus limnaeus
Lineage: Eukaryota; Metazoa; Chordata; Actinopteri; Cyprinodontiformes; Rivulidae
Exons: 2
Coding region: 47-1363 (438 amino acids)
Source: RefSeq, a predicted model, not a curated record
GAGGAAAGGUUACCAUGGAGUGGAAACCCAUAAUAUCACACCAUCUAUGUUAGGUAGAACAGAUUUUGUUAAGAAUAUUUUAAAUUAUGAUAUGGGUUACAAAUUCUUAAAACCUAUCAGAGGUACACCUGUCUUUUGGCAAAGCGUUCAGAAAGAUUUGUUUGCUAUGGUGAGACAGCUGGGGAUUCCUACGUGGUUCUGUUCAUUUUCUUCAGCAGAUAUGCGUUGGACACACUUUAUGGAAGCUUUUAUGUGUGCAGACAAUAUUCAGAUCAAUGUAGAUAACUUGGACUGGGCACAAAAAUGUGAUCUACUCAAAAAUAACCCUGUGACAGCAGCAAGAAUGUUUGAUCAUAGGUUCCACUGUUUUUUGAAAGAUGUCCUCAUGUCUCCUUCACAGCCUAUUGGUAAAAUCAUUGACUACUUUUACAGAGUAGAAUUUCAACAGCGUGGUUCCGCCCAUACACACUGUAUUUUCUGGAUUGAAGAUGCCCCUCAAUUAGGGAUAAACACAGACGAGGAAGUUAUUGCUUUUAUUGAUAAAUAUAUUACAUGUGAUCUCCCACCUGAAACUGAUCCUUUGUUCGAGAUUGUGUCCAGUGUUCAAAUGCACAGUAAGAAACACUCUAAAAGUUGCAAAAAACAACAUACCAAAUGCAGAUUUAACUUUCCUCGUCCACCAAGUACCAAGACUUUCAUAUCCAAACCAAUUAAAAAUGUAGUUACAAAACAAAAUGAAGAAAAACCCAAUUCAGGCCCACAGCAACCAGAAAGUGAUAUGAAAAAACCUUCAGAUGAAACACUGGCAAAACAAACGAUGACUAAAGUCAAAGAAGCCUUAUCAAAUGAACACGCAGCAUAUGAAACAACUGAUGAUUUGUUCAAAUCAAUUGGUAUCAAUCAAUCAGUAUUUGAAAAAGCUUAUCAAUUGACUUCAAACAAAACCAGUGUUGUCCAUAAACGAAAUAUUAAAGAUGUUUGGGUUAAUCAAUACAACAAAGAUCUUUUACGGUGUUGGAAUGCAAACAUGGAUUUACAAUUCAUUUGUGACAUAUAUGCUUGUGUGGUGUAUGUCAUUUCUUACAUAUCAAAAGCAGAAAGAGAAAUGGGUUUAUUAUUAAAACAUACUCAGAACGAAAUAAAUCAGAAUGAAAACCUAGAAGCAAAACAGGCACUUAACAAAUUAGGAAGUGUAUUUCUGCACAACAGAGAAGUUUCUGCUCAAGAAAGUGUAUAUCGAGUCACUAAUGAGAUUAAAAGAAGGUUCACGGAAAGUAAUAUUUGUUCCUACAGGAGACAAUAUUGUCAGAAUGAGUCUUCCUCUCAAUGUCAUUCAGAGCAGAACAGAUCAACAAAACUCUAAUGACAAGAUUUGGAUGACAAAUAUUACAGAUCGUUAUAAAAACCGACCAAGAUCAAAGCAGUUUUGGGAUAUGUG